This is a messenger RNA of Rangifer tarandus platyrhynchus (Svalbard reindeer), 381 nucleotides long. The record is from the annotation of a GenBank genome assembly. NCBI's taxonomy places the organism in Eukaryota, Metazoa, Chordata, Mammalia, Artiodactyla, Cervidae.
AUGCCUGCCAGUCCGAGUCAAGAGCGUUGUUUACCUUCCCCGGGGAAAACCGCACCCGAGAAGGGCAUGAAACGCGACAGUGUGCGAUCGGCUCUGUUUGGGGCGUGGAAUAAGGCAUCCGGUUUGGACACCAAGCAGAAACGGGCUAGGCGCCACGGUGGAGAGACCCUGGGUCGGGCAUCGAUGCUGCUCUUGACCGCCGCAGCAGAGAUGGUAACCCGAGCUCUCCGCGGAACUGGAAAGCUCACAACCGCCAAACCAGAUGCCCUGAGAGUGUGGGGGAACACCAUCUACCAUAAAUGUACCCUCUGCGAAGCUCCAGUAGCUGGAAGAGAUUUUACUACCAAUUUUAUUAUCAAGAGCUUGAAAUUUCCCAGAUAG